UGCCUGUCACAGGCAACAUCCAGCACCAUACACAGACAGUAGGAGUGAGUGAGGCAGUGCUGCCAGGGAGGAGUCCUGAGCCCACCAGGAGCCCCUGGCACUGCCUCUCCCUGUCCUCCUAGCUGCCCUGCGCCCUCUCCUCUAUCUCUCCGGGGAUCCCCUCUGUGCCAUGCCCAAAUUAACCCCUUCCUCAGCCUCUGUUUCCAUUUGUGUGUAGCAGGCUGAUCUGUGUUGCUGCUGCUGGGUACUGAGGAGGAAGAACACUGCCUGCUGCUGGGGGGGUUAUCUGGGUCUCAAUAUUUGCACUAUUUUCUACCCAUCCCUGCUGCUGUGUCAGGGGAGCACACACUCAAAUCUCUCACAUACACACACAGAGACUUGCACCCACAUAUUUCCUGAGAUCCCUGCCUAUUCCUGCUGCACCCCCUCCCACCAGAUCUGCAUGGUGAUUUUGGGAAGCAGGGUGGACAGCCCAGCAUGAGACGAUGAUGAUGCCAGUAAAGAAAGGUCCUGAGAGCAGGUAUCCCCUGCACUACCUGGUGUGGCACAACAAAUACAGGGAGCUGGAGAAGGAGCUGUCUGACAAGCAGUUACCAAGGAACAAACAAGACCAUCCAAGAUUUUCAAAUCCUUUGGUGGAUGUUUUUAAGCCUGUCAUUGAAAGCUUUGAAAUAAGCCAGGAGCAGCUUGAGCAGGUUGACCCGCGGGGCCGGACUCCCCUUCACCUUGCCACAACGCUAGGACAUAUCGAAUGUGCCAGGGUUCUGCUGAACCAUGGAGCAGACGUCAGUAAAGAGAAUCGCAGUGGAUGGACAGUUCUUCAAGAGGCAGUCAGCACACGUGACCUAGAACUAGUGCGUUUGAUUUUACGACAUCGGGAUUACCAGAGAACUAUUAAACGUCUGGCAGGUAUACCCAUCCUUCUGGAGAAACUGCGUAAGGCACAGGACUUUUAUGUAGAAAUGAAAUGGGAGUUUACAAGUUGGGUGCCCCUGGUGUCCAAGAUCUGUCCUAGUGACACGUAUAAAGUGUGGAAAAGUGGCCAGAACCUGCGUGUAGAUACCACGCUGCUUGGGUUUGACCACAUGACUUGGCAACGAGGGAACCGCAGCUUCAUCUUCAGGGGACAAGAUACCAGCGCCGUGGUAAUGGAGAUUGAUCACGAUAGACAUGUGGUCUUCUCUGAAACCCUGAGUUUAGGUUCCCAGGACCAUGAAGUACUGCUGGCUGCCGUGCAGCCCACCGAAGAACAGGCCAUGAGUCGACUGACUGCCCCUGUAGUUACAACACAGCUGGAUACCAAGAACAUUGCCUUUGAGAGGAACAAAUCAGGAAUUCUGGGUUGGAGGAGCGAGAAGACGGAAGUUAUCAAUGGCUAUGAAUCAAAGGUAUAUGGAGCUUCCAAUGUAGAAUUAAUCACUAGAACUCGCACAGAGCAUCUGUCAGACCAGCACAAGAGCAAAAGCAAAGGCAGUAAAACGCCUUUACAAUCAUUCCUGGGGAUAGCCGAGCAGCAUGUGGGACCAAACAACGGACAAACAUUAAUCACUCAGACCUUCAGCCAGACAAACCCUACAUCCAUCACGCCAGAUGAAUACUUUGAUCCCAACUUUGACCUGGGGAAUCGGGAUAUGGGACGGCCCAUGGAGCUCACCACCAAAACACAGAAGUUUAAAGCCAAGUUGUGGUUAUGCGAGGACCAUCCCCUGUCAUUGUCAGAACAAGUGGCUCCAAUCAUUGACCUCAUGGCAAUAAGCAAUGCACUUUUUGCAAAACUCCGUGAUUUUAUUACUCUCAGGCUACCCCCAGGCUUCCCUGUCAAAAUUGAAAUUCCCAUUUUCCACAUCCUGAAUGCCCGCAUCACAUUUGGAAACCUCAAUGGAUGUGAUGAACCGGUCUCGUCCCUGCGUCAGAGCCCCAGCAGCGAAGCACCAUCCCCGAGUAGUGACUCCUGCAGCGUUAGCAGCACCAGUUCUAUAAGUAUGAUGCCACACCAGGGGGAUGCGGGACAGAGGGACCACAACACUUCUGGACGUGGCUGCGAUAUGGAUCAGUCAUUGUUUGAAGCGCCUCGUGGUUACAGCGUGGUGGGAAGUUACCGGGAAAGCAUGCGUGAGGAAGAAGAUGACCUGCUUCAGUUUGCAAUCCAGCAGAGCUUAUUAGAAGCUGGUAGUGAGUACGAUCAGGUAACUAUUUGGGAAGCUCUGACCAACAGCAAGCCAGGAACUCACCCGAUGUCCAAUGACAGUCGAAGAGGCGAAAGGACUCCCCAGCACAACCAACCCUCCAGCCCUCCUCACACAGGUUCCAACAAUGUAUUCACCACCUAUCAGGAGCAGCUGAGGUUAGCCAUGGAGCUCUCUGCUAAGGAGCAAGAGGAAGAGAUUAAGUUAAAGCAGCAAGAAGAGGAAGAGCUGGAGCGAAUACUGCAACUCUCCCUAACCGAGAAAUAGCAGGACUUACACUCAACCAAUCAAGCACCCCAGGAAACAUGCUGAGCCUUCUCGAGGCUUAUCUGGGAAGCCAUAAAUCUGGACAUGUCAAGGGAGGAUUCAUAAGGAUGGGUGCUGUCUGCAGAUUAGGUUUCCUGUUACACCCAAUACAUUGAAACAUAAGCCAGAGAAAAGUGUUCCGAUCCCACUACGUACCUUAAUUUUAUCUUUUGUCUCCUUCAGUCAGAGAAUCGCAAAUCACCUGCAAUAUUUCAGAGAACACUCAGUACGUUGAGACAAGUCCAGAUAGUGAAUGGGGCCUCUCAGAUUAGCUCUGCCGGUUAUGGUGCUGGUUGAAACCCAUUUUCUGCUGGUGAAUGAAGAAUGACCAAAAUACACGAAAAAACACAAUGAAUUAAAAGUCGCUAGAGAUUCCAUGAUGGUACAGCAGGGUACAGGGCAUCUAAACAUUGAAAAGUCUCCAGAGGUUUAUCAUUCCAAAAUUAUCGCCAUCAAAAGCAAAACAUCCCAAUGACUGGGAUCCAGACAGAUGCAGGCAGAUUAAUCUAACACUUUUUGGUUGAGAUCAGUGGAAAAAGGGUGACUAGUAGGCUCAGAGGGUGGACUGCAUUUUUGGUUGGUAGCUGCUGAUGUUGGCAGCAUAUUAAUAUUAUUAGUAUGAUUACCAAUGGCUUGGAAAUAAUAAUAAUACUGACUGUAUGAAUGCCAGAGUGGUAAAUGUGUGCAGUAAAUUCAAAUGGUUAUGUGUUUUGUUUUAUUUAUUUUUUUAAUAAUAAUGUCUUAUAUUUAAACCAGA
Molecule: messenger RNA, 3249 nt
Organism: Pelobates fuscus (common spadefoot toad)
Lineage: Eukaryota; Metazoa; Chordata; Amphibia; Anura; Pelobatidae
Gene: ANKRD13B
Product: ankyrin repeat domain 13B
Exons: 16
Coding region: 486-2453 (655 amino acids)
Cellular component (GO): cytoplasm
Molecular function (GO): protein binding
Source: RefSeq, a predicted model, not a curated record